AUGUCCAGUGUCUUAUCAAAGUCCACUCAGCGACCCAAGUACCAAUACACUAAGAAGCCCAUGCCUUACCGCGAGAAGCCCCAGUCAGCCAUGCAGGCCUUAACCACCAUCAUCCCCAAUUCUCUCAAACUGGCGGAGAAAGUAGAUCCCAUGGACCCUGGGGUGACCACGGAGAGCACCACCUACCCCAGUGACGUAUACCAGGAUUACUACACUGAAACCACGGGGGGUCCUGGUGUUGGGCAGGAUAAUUAUACCCUGGAUUAUAAUGAAUGCUACUUCAACUUCUGUGAGUGCUGUCCACCAGAGAGGGGACCUCAAGGGCCCAAAGGGGACCGAGGGCUACCAGGUACAGUUGGUGAAGAGGGGGAUCGAGGACCCAGGGGUUUUCCUGGGCCAUCUGGUUCAAAUGGAACUACAGGGCCAAAAGGAGACAGAGGAGAGAAAGGAGAGCAAGGAUACCGUGGAACGGCAGGUACUCCGGGUAACCCAGGAAAACCAGGGGAGAGAGGUGGAUUUGGUAUGAAAGGUGAGAAAGGAGACAGAGGGACCCCUGGGGUCAAAGGUGACCGGGGAGAGAAGGGUGAAAGCCUAAACGGGACUAAAGGUGAGAGUGGGGAACCUGGGUUGGAAGGCCCAACAGGGCCCCCUGGACUGACCGGAGCAGAAGGCCUAAAGGGGGACAAGGGAGAUAAAGGGGAGUGUGGGACAUUUGGUGAGAGAGGACCAAAGGGCGAUAGAGGGGAUCCUGGGACUCCAGGUAUCCAGGGGCAGGUAGGCCUUCCUGGGGUGGAUGGCAUGCCGGGCCACCCAGGUGUGAAGGGCGAACAGGGGGAUCAAGGACGUCCAGGGGCUCAAGGUGAGCCAGGGCUACGAGGAACACCUGGACUCCAGGGAGGGAGAGGGAUGUUUGGGCCAAAGGGUGACAGAGGCCCCCCAGGGAUGAGAGGGGACCGGGGCCCUCGGGGAAUCAGAGGGGCAAAGGGUAACGGGGUGAUUCAGAAACGCUCAGCCUUCAGCGUGGGCCUGUCCCCCAGUAAGUCCUUCCCUCCGUCAGGAUUCCCUGUCCGUUUUGACAAGGUCUUCUACAACGGAGAGAACCAUUACAAUGCCUCCUCCAGCAGCUUCAUCUGUGUCCACGGGGGGGUCUACUUGUUCUCCUACCAUAUCACGGUGAGGAACCGACCACUGCGGGCCGCCCUGGUAGUGAACGGGGUGAGGAAGCUGAGGACCAGGGACUCACUGUACGGCCAGGACAUUGACCAGGCAUCCGGCCUGGUGCUGCUGAGGUUGGUGCCGGGGGACCAGGUAUGGCUGGAGACACUGAGGGACUGGAAUGGAGUCUAUGCCAGCAGUGAGGACGACAGCACCUUCUCUGGUUUCUUGCUCUACUCUGACAAACCCUGAGAAACUACCUAACAUAUAAAACAAUCUACACUGUAAUUCUACAGUACCUCCACAUUACUGAGAUAAUCUUCAAUGGAACACUCACAAUACUGGCUCUUCCUCUAUAAAAAGCAUGACCAUAGUUCCUUUUAUACUUCUAUCAUGUCUCUUUUGUUCUGAUCUUGUCCACAUUUUGAUUAUAUCCAUAUUUGAUGCAAGGUGAACACAAUCAGAAAACACAUUUUGAGCUGAUCGUGAUUUCC
This is a messenger RNA of Esox lucius (northern pike), 1649 nucleotides long. It is a transcript of the gene otol1b, whose product is annotated as otolin 1b. Lineage: Eukaryota; Metazoa; Chordata; Actinopteri; Esociformes; Esocidae. The record is from RefSeq and is a predicted model, not a curated record. The coding region runs from base 1 to 1407 and encodes 468 amino acids. Gene Ontology annotation, molecular function: protein binding. The transcript is spliced from 4 exons.